Momordica charantia (bitter melon) is the source of this 1048-nucleotide messenger RNA. Its product is annotated as small ribosomal subunit protein uS3x. Gene Ontology annotation, molecular function: RNA binding; structural constituent of ribosome. Gene Ontology annotation, cellular component: nucleus; cytosolic small ribosomal subunit. Lineage: Eukaryota; Viridiplantae; Streptophyta; Magnoliopsida; Cucurbitales; Cucurbitaceae. Gene Ontology annotation, biological process: translation. The record is from RefSeq and is a predicted model, not a curated record.
GAUAUUUAAUUUCUUCAGGCUGGCUCAGGGUUUCCUAGGGUUUUCUUCAUCUUCAACCUAGAGUUCACGCAGAGGAUCGGUGAACGGCGACAGCAGCAGCAACCAAACAUGGCUACUCAGAUGAGCAAAAAGAGAAAGUUUGUGGCGGAUGGAGUGUUCUUUGCGGAGCUUAACGAAGUUCUCACCAGAGAGCUUGCAGAGGAUGGCUACUCCGGAGUCGAGGUUAGGGUCACACCUAUGCGGACUGAGAUUAUCAUUAGGGCUACUCGUACACAGAAUGUUCUUGGCGAGAAAGGAAGGAGAAUCCGAGAAUUAACAUCUGUUGUUCAGAAGCGUUUCAAGUUUCCUGAAAACAGUGUUGAGCUAUAUGCUGAGAAAGUCAACAACAGAGGACUCUGUGCCAUUGCUCAAGCUGAAUCUCUGCGCUACAAGCUUCUAGGAGGCCUUGCUGUCAGGAGGGCUUGCUAUGGUGUCCUUAGAUUUGUCAUGGAGAGUGGAGCUAAGGGAUGUGAGGUUAUUGUUAGUGGUAAGCUGAGGGCUCAGCGUGCAAAAUCCAUGAAAUUCAAGGAUGGAUACAUGAUAUCAUCCGGACAGCCAGUGAAAGAGUACAUAGACUCGGCCGUGAGACAUGUUCUCCUUAGACAGGGUGUUCUGGGUAUCAAGGUCAAGAUCAUGCUCGACUGGGACCCGAAGGGCAAGCAAGGUCCACCGACGCCCCUUCCUGAUUUGGUUACUAUCCAUACUCCCAAGGAGGAAGAGGAAUUCAUUAGGCCCGUCGCUGUGAUUCCAACGGCUGAGAUAGAGGUUGCAGCAGCUUAAGAGAAGAAGAAAAGAAUAGCAGACAUGAGGGAGCAAAAAGUAGUCUAGUGUUUCUAUCAUAAAUGUCAUUUCUUUCAGACCAUGGAAUUCUAAGUUUUGAUAAUGUCUUUCUUCUGUUUUGAGUUUUGAUUUUGGCAUGUUUUUGUUACAAAUAUUCACACAAACAUUGUUACUCUACUUUAUGACUGGCCCCCUACUGUUUAAUCGUAAUCUUAAUCUGAGUUUGUAA